Messenger RNA from Plenodomus lingam JN3, 1233 nucleotides. The record is from RefSeq and is a predicted model, not a curated record. Lineage: Eukaryota; Fungi; Ascomycota; Dothideomycetes; Pleosporales; Leptosphaeriaceae.
AUGAAUGCAAAGCGACUGGCAAUGAAACCUACUCCACCUCAUCCAAUAUAUGCAGAGAGAUAUCCUAAAGGGCCAGCAUCGCGGGAUGAUCCGAUUCUACUGGAUACUGGAGGUGACACAACAACUACUAGCGAGCUGUUUUUUGGCGUGAAGCCAGUCAAAAGCGGUUCGUCAGUGGCAAGGACGGUUGCGAAGAGGAAGGUCACCGUUGCAACUACGACGCCGUCGGGAGAGCCGCUUGACCCCCUAACUCAAUCAGUCCUUGAUGAAUUGAAGGCGCGACGAGCGGAAUUAGCAAAAAAUUCCAAGCUACCUCCAUAUCGCAUCAUCUCCGAUAGAAUACUUGAAAAUAUAGCACGUGAGCGUCCAUCUAAUAUGGAGAGUCUGCUCAAUGUCAAGGGUAUUGGAAAAUUUCAACAAGAAAAGUAUGGUGACGACUGGCUCGAAGUCAUUUCAAGUUUUCUUGCUAAGAAUGGCCUGGGACCGCCACUGGAAGAUGCAGUUCCUGCACCAUCAGAGUCAAGCAAAGGUGCCAUUGUUUCGACGCCCCAACGUACUCGCACACAACGGCAAGUCUCACGAGAUUCAUCACCAGCUUUCGACACUCCGCCCCCUCAGACACCACAGCUUCAAACUGGCCUAUCGUUCACGAUGGCAAGCACGACAUUGGGCACUGAUGCCGAUGGUGAUGCAACAUUGUUCGACUCCGACGGCUCCUUGCCCGAUCUCGACUUUGGAAGUGUUCCACGACAGAUGAGCUCUGAAUUGAAACGCAAAAGGAUAGAGAGUCCUAGAAAACAUCGGACAAGUCCCACGAUUGGAUGUCGACAAGACGUGACUCCUCAUUUACAGCAGCCAGAUAUAGGCCCCAUACCUACGACUAAUCCUCCAGUGCUAGCGUUGCCAGCUGCCCAGCCUACACCCUCCAAGAUCAUCACUGCGGAAGAGCUCUCGCCACGUUCCAAGAUCGCGCGGAAUAAACUCAGGGCGUUGAGCAAGCUUGUCACGCGCAAGCUACCAGACCGGCCUGCGGAUGCACGACCGAUCGUUACGGAGAGAACGCUGACUCUAAUCAUUCAGUCAUCACCACGGACGCAAGAUGAACUUGAACAGAUACCAGGCAUUGAUGGAUUCCUUCUUGCGUGUGAGAAGACAGGCACCGAUCUGCUGAGGAAUGUUAUUAAGUUUGCACUGUCACGCAAUUCUGGGACAAGCUAUAACCAGUCGAUGUAA